Messenger RNA from Gracilinanus agilis (Agile Gracile Mouse Opossum), 9695 nucleotides. RefSeq names its product assembly factor for spindle microtubules (gene ASPM). The coding region runs from base 1 to 9615 and encodes 3204 amino acids. Lineage: Eukaryota; Metazoa; Chordata; Mammalia; Didelphimorphia; Didelphidae. The record is from RefSeq and is a predicted model, not a curated record. Gene Ontology annotation, molecular function: protein binding. The transcript is spliced from 27 exons.
AUGUCAGUGGGGCUGCAGGGGCCAGACGCCACCAAGAGCCGCUGGGCGCGGGGUCCCGGCCCGGGUCCUCCUCGUGGGCAGCAGACUUCUUGGGGCACGGAGGUCAGUGGCUCCCCGGUACUGCUGAGGCUCAGCCACUUCUCCAGACCUCCCUUCCUCUGCUUCGGCGAUGUACGGGUUGGAGCCUCCCGGACCUUGCCCUUGAUCCUGGACAACCCGAACGAGGAGGUGGUGGAGGUGAGAGUGGCCAGGCUACCGAAGGCGGACCAAGGCUUCAGCGUCUCCCCGCAGAGCUGUAUUCUGCAGCCUAAAGAAAGAAUUUUUGUUUCUGUAACUUGGACACCAUUCAAUGAAGGCAGAAUACGAGAGAUGGUAACUUUUCUUGUGAAUGAUGUUCUGAAACAUCAAGCAAUAUUAUUAGGGAACGCAGAACAGCCAAAAAAGAAAAAGAGAAGUCUUUGGGAUACUCUUAAAAAGAAGGACAUUUCAUCUUCCUCAAGGCUUUCUAAAAGGCGUUCAAAUAUUAAAAAUGUUAAUAAUGCCUUUCAUGUUCCUCAGAAGAGUGACAAAUUAAGAAGCCCACUACAAGCCUGCGAAAAUUUGGUUGCAUUGGAAGAUUGUCCCCUCAUGGGAAGUAAUUCUUUAAAUACAGAAGACAAUCAAUUGCCUGUAUCACCCAUUAGUCCUGUUUUUAAAAAAAGCCCCAAUGAUAUUGGCACUCCACUUUCUGUCCGUCGAUCAACCACCUAUACCCUUCUUCAUGCACCGGAAAACAGAGAAUUACUGAAGGAAGCACAAGAUGCUAGCCUUUUGAAAGGUUUUCAUUUGGUUGAAGAAGUAAUUAGUAAAAAUAUGUACAACACUGUUACUAAAUCAGUACAAGAAAGCAAUGCUAAGGAUCAUCUGGACUUCAGUAACAUAAGAUUACCUGUUUUUACUCCAGAACAUUCUUCAACACUACACCUGCAAAAUCAAAGAACUUUUUUAAGUCCAGAUUCUUUUGUAAGUGAUAACUAUUUGGCUGAUAAAGAUCUAGAAUCUAUGCCAAUUAUUUCACCUGAUCAGUUCAUGAAAGGUGAUUCGAAGGAUACAAAUUUUGAGUCACAAAAGAUAUAUGAAAUACACAAACCAUUUUUUCAAAGGAUAAUUUUAAGCCCAGAUUCCUUUGUGACUAAUAGUUAUGAGCUGAAUGAAAGUCUAGAACCAGUAUCUAUUGAUCCUAUUCUCUCACCAGAUCAGUUCAUAAAAAAUAAUAAAACAGAGGUAUGCACAUCUCAGCAGUUUUCACAGUUAUCUUUAGCAAAUGAAAAUUCUCCAUUAUCAGAGUCAACUCUUAAUUGGAAGAACAAUAAAAUGUUACAGUUUGUGUCUGAUGAUCAAGCCUUUCCAAAUGUUAUUCCCAAAGAAACCAAACUAGUAGAAAUUAAAUUACAUUACUCUGGCCCUUCAGAUGAGAAUCAUUGUAAGGUUUCUACAGUUCAGAAAAAUCCUUGUAAUUUCAAGGAACAAUAUAAGAAGCGUCCAAUACUUUCAGCUACUGUUACUAAAAGUAAGCCAAAGUACUCUGAAAGAAAGAGAACUGGAAUGAAUAACCCAAAAUCUAGACGGUGUCUUAACACUGCAGUAACUGAUUGUGAAAAUACAGAAAUGCUGCGUGCUUACCUUCCAAACAUACGUCCAAUUGUAAAUGAAUCAAAGAGUUGUAAAGAUAAAGUAAAUUCAGUUUCCUUUGGAAGUGCUUUUGGUGGCUAUAAAAGAAAAAGUGAAGGAAAUUUAGAAGAUAUAAAUAUAAUGGACUUAGCUAAUGAACACAUGGAAGUAAGAGAAACCAAAAGAAUCCAUUUUUCUUGUGCAAAGUCCAAAGCACUGACUGUCAUGAAAACAAAAAAAUCAAUUGUAAGAUCACCAGCCUCAAAACAUGUUAGUGUUCGUGAGAAACAAAACCGGAAGAAAAAAACUGAUUCACUGGCAAAUAGUACUUCUGGUCCUGUCAUUAACAGAAUGAAUAAGCCAGUUGUUCCUGUGGCACAGUCCCAUUUGACUUUCAUAAAACCAUUAAAGACAGUUAUCCCUAGGCAUCCCCUACCAUUUGCUGCCAGAAACAUGUUUUAUGAUGAGCGCUGGAAGGAAAAACAGGAACAAGGCUUCACAUGGUGGUUAAAUUUCAUUCUAACUCCUGAUGACUUAACUGUAAAAGCAAAUAUUUCUAAAGUAAAUGCUGUUACUCUUCUUUUGGGAGUGGAGAAUCAUUAUAAAAUAAGUGUUCCAAGAGCACCUACAAAAGAUGAGAUGUCUCUCAGAACAUAUACUGCUCGUUGUAGAUUGAAUAGGUUACGCCGGAAAGCUUGUCACUUAUUUACAUCAGAAAAAAUGGUUAAAGCUAUUAAAAAGCUAGAAGUUGAGAUUGAAGUUAGAAGAUUACUUGUUCGGAAGGAUAAACAUCUCUGGAAAGAUGUGGGGGAACGACAGAAAAUCCUCAACUGGCUGUUGUCAUAUAAUCCAUUGUGGCUACGUAUAGGUUUAGAGACUGUGUAUGGAGAAUUGAUCUCUUUGGAAAACAACAGUGAUGUUGCAGGUUUGGCCAUAUUUAUUCUGAAUCGUCUACUUUGGAACCCUGAUAUAGCAGCUGAAUACAGACAUCCCACCGUACCUCAUCUUUAUAGGGAUGGACAUGAAGAAGCUUUGUCUAGAUUUACUUUGAAAAAGUUAUUACUACUGGUCUGUUUUCUUGAUCAUGCCAAACUAUCUAGACUUAUUGAUCAUGAUCCUUGUCUCUUUUGUAAAGAUGCAGAAUUCAAGGCUAGUAAAGAGAUUCUUCUGGCAUUUUCACGUGACUUCCUUAGUGGUGAAGGUGACCUUUCCCGCCACCUUGGCUUUUUGGGAUUACCUGUUAGCCAUAUUCAAACACCACUUGAUGAAUUUGAAUUUGCUGUAACAAAUCUUGCUGUAGACUUAAAAUGUGGAAUUCGUCUUGUGAGAGCAAUGGAGCUUCUCACAAAGAAUUGGGACCUUUCAAAGAAACUCAGGAUUCCUGCAAUAAGUCGCCUUCAAAAGAUUCACAAUGUUGAUAUUGUUCUUCAAGUGCUGAAAGAACGUGGAGUUUCAUUGAAUGAUGAGCAAGGUAAUACAAUUCAGUCUAAGGAUAUCGUGGAUAGUCACAGAGAACGAACUCUAGCACUGCUUUGGAAAAUAGUACUUACUUUUCAGGUGGACGUUUUGCUUAAUUUAGAGCAGGUAAAAGAAGAAAUUGUAUUUUUAAAACAUUCACUAAAUAUAAAAAGAAAAAUGAUAGCACUAUCAUCAUAUCCUAAUGGCUUGACCUAUGUAAAAAAAAGGAGCCAGAGAAGUUUUUCCUUGGAACACCAUAAUGAAAAUGUAAAAUUGCUGAUGGAUUGGGUAAAUGCUGUUUGUGCAUUCUAUAACAACAAAGUGGAAAACUUUACAGUGUCUUUCUCAGAUGGAAGAGUAUUAUGUUAUCUGAUUCAUCACUACCAUCCAUCCUAUCUGCCUUUUGAAGCAAUAUUGCAGCGUACCACUCAAACAGUAGAAUAUGCAAAAACUGAUUCAGUGGCAUUAAAUUCAUCUUCUGAAUCUGAUGGAAGUGGUUUAGAUAUUUAUUUUGGAGCAUUUGAUCACGAGAGCUCAGUGUUAUACACAGAGCUCCUAGACAAUGAGAAAAAAAAUUUUCAGUUGGUCAGCUCUGCGGUGAGAGAUCUUGGUGGAAUACCUGCCAUGAUUCAUCAUGCAGACAUGUCUAAUACAAUUCCUGAUGAAAGGGUCGUCAUUACCUAUUUGUCAUUUCUUUGUGCAAGACUUUUAGAUCUUCGCAAAGAAACACGAGCUGCUCGAGUUAUUCAAACAACUUGGAGAAAAUACAAAAUAAAAGCAAAUCUAAAACUCUACCAGGAGAAAGAUAAAGCUGCUCGAGUAAUUCAAGCAGCUGUAACCAAUUUUCUGGCCAAGAAAAAAGUGAAAAAACUUUUUAAUGCAACAGUAAUUAUUCAGAAACACUGGCGAAGAUACUUAGCACAGAGAAAAAUGUUGAUGUUAAGGAAAGCAAAACUGGAAAAAAUUCAAAAUAAAUCAGCAGUGGUUAUUCAGGCUUUCUGGAGAAGAUAUUCCAUUAGAAAAAGGUUUCUGAAAUUAAAGCAUUAUACCACCAUUCUUCAAGCUAGAAUAAGAAUGCUGGCAGCUAUUUCUGCUUUUAGACAACAUCGUUGGGCAGCUGUUACUAUACAAAGGCAUUGGCGAGCUUAUUUGAGAAGAAAAGAAGACCAACAAAAAUAUAAAGUCCUUAAAUGUUCAUCAUUGAUAAUUCAGUCUGCUUUCAGAAGAUGGAAAAGACAUAAAAUAGAGCUGCAAACCAAAGCGAUCAUAGUACUGCAAAGAACUUUUAGAAAAUGGAAAGUCAGGAAACUAGCUAGGGAGGAAAAGGCAGCUAUUAUCAUUCAAACGUGGUAUCGAAUGCAGAAACAAAAGAAGAAAUAUGCACACCUCAGACUGUCUAUAAUUGUCAUUCAGAGCACAUUCAGAUGCUUAAAGGUCAAAAAGUUAUAUGCUAAAAAGAAGAAAUCCAUACUGACCAUCCAGAAGUAUUAUAGAGCUUAUCAGAAAGGAAGGACUGAAAGAACACACUAUUUACAAAAGCGCAAAGCAGUUAUACAACUUCAGGCAGCUUUCAGGGGAAUGAAAGCUCGAAAUUUGUGUAGAGAAAUAAGAGCCGUUUGUGUUAUUCAGUCACAUUAUCGUGCUUACAUCUUGAAAAAAAAGUUUCUAAGAAUGAAACAUGCCAUAAUAAUAUUGCAGGCUUUUAUCAAGAUGAAACAGGGACGUAAAAAAUAUUUAACUUUAAGAAAAUCUGCACUCUGUAUCCAGCGGUGGUACCGUUCCAGAAGAUACGCUACACAAUAUAGAGAUGAAUAUCAGCUAUUACGGGAAUCUUGCAUUAAAUUACAAGCUGUUGUGAGAGGACAUCUGGUUCGCAAACAGUUACGCUCACAGAGAAAAGCUGUUACUUUGCUGCAGUCUUACUUCAGAAUGAGAAAAGAGCAACAACACUAUCUUCGAAUUUAUAGAGCUACAGUUUGUAUUCAAAAUCAUUACCGGGCAUACAAAGUACAAAUCUUUGAGAGACAAAAGUUCUUGGAAAUAAAAAAGGCAGUUGUCUGCUUGCAAGCAGGUUAUAGAGGUUAUAAAACUCGUAAAAUGUUCAAGCAAAUAUCUACUGCUGCUCUUAAAAUUCAAACUGCUUUUAGAGGUCACAACAAGAGAUUAAAAUAUCAAGCUGUACUUCAAUCUUCUAUCAAGAUACAACGAUGGUAUAGAGCACAUAAGACUGGUUAUGAAAUAAGAAUGAAUUUCUUAAAAAUAAGAGCAGCUGUGAUUUUUCUUCAAUCAGUUUAUCGCGGUUGGAAAGUUCGGAAGUGUCUUCAAAGGGAAUACAAUGCUGCAGUCAUCAUUCAAUGUGCUUUUAGAAGGGUCAAUGCUCAGAGGAAAUUUAGAUUGAUGAGAAAUGCUGCACUGACUAUCCAACAAUAUUUUAGAGCAAAAAUUUUAGAAAAGAGGCAGCACAAAGAAUAUGACCUUUAUCAUGCUGUAUUGAGGCUUCAAGCAGCUUGGAGGGGAAGAGUAGUCAGAAGACAAAUUAAAAGACAAAACCAAUCUGCUGUCAUCAUACAGUCAUACUUUAGAAUGUAUAUCCAUCAAAAGAAAUGGAAAAUUGUGAAAACAGCUGUUCUUCAGAUCCAAAGGUAUUACAAGGCCUACAAGAGCAGAAAGCAGAAGAAUUCUCUAAAUUUAAAAAGAAAAAUGGCUACAAUUAUUUUACAAUCUGCCUAUCGUGGAAUGAGAGUAAGGAAACAAAUGAAAGAACUUCACAAAGCAGCCACAACUAUUCAGGCUAAAUAUAAGUCUUAUAGUUCAAGAAAGAAAUAUUUAGCCCUUCGAGAUGCAGCUGUCACAAUACAGAGAUGGUAUCGAGCUCUUGUCAAAGCAAACCAUCAGCACUGGGAAUACCUCAUUUUAAGGAAUUCAGCUAUUAAAAUGCAAGCUGUUUACAGGGGUGUACGAGUAAGAAGACAAAUUCAACACAUGAACAAGGCAGCCACUUAUAUUAAAGCAGUGUUUAAAAUGCAUCGGUUAAAAGCAAAAUAUAGAACCAUGAGAAAGGCAGCUAUUGUGAUUCAGGUGAGAUACCGAGCAUAUUGUCAAGGUAAAGUACAACGCAAAAAUUACUUGAUAAUUCUACAGUCUACCAUUAUUCUUCAAGCAGCUUUUAGAGGCACAAGAGUACGCCAAAAAUUAAAAAAGAUGAAAGUUGCAGCAACAGUUAUACAGUCAUACUAUCGGAAGUACACACAACAAAAGCAUUUGGAUGAGUUAUGCAAGUCAACUAAACUUUCACAGCAGCAGCAUUGUACUAUCAAGGAAAGAAACAUAUCUCUUUGUAAAUACAGUAUUUUGGGACAUUCAGUAGUUUGCAUUCAGGCACCAUUUCGGGGUAUGAAAACAAGGCAACACUUGAAAGUAAUACACUUAGCAGCAACCCUCAUUCAGAGGAGGUUUAGGGCUUCAAUGAUACGAAAAAGAUACCUUUCUCUCAAGAGGGCAACAAUUUUUAUUCAGCGAAAGUAUCGAGCAACAGUUUGUGCCAAGCGUGAAUUUCAACAAUAUUUGUGUUUACGUAAGGCGGUUAUUGUUCUUCAGUCACAUUAUAGACGAUUUAUAGUAAAAAAAAAGAUGCAAGAAAUGCACCAAGCUGCCACUAUUAUCCAAAUUGCAUUUAGAAGGCACAGAGCAUACGUUUCAUAUCAAGCCAUGAAACAUACUUCCAUUGUAAACCGGCAGCAUUCCUAUGUACACAGGGAACAAAAACUAGAGAUGGGAGAUUAUCUAAAGCAACAAAAUUCUGUUAUGGUUAUCCAGACUGCAUAUAGAAGAAUGAAAGAUUAUCAGCUUUUACAGAAAAAACACAACGUAGGAGUCAUAAUACAAAGCUCUUAUAGAAUGUAUAAACAAUAUUCUUACAAUCAAGAUAUACAGUGGGCUUCUAAAGUAAUACAAAGGAGAUACAGAGCAUAUAAAGAGAGAAAAAAAGCCCUUCAGCAUUCUUUCAUCAUGAAGAAGGAAACAGCUUGCAAUCAGGCAGCUUUGGGGACCACAGUGACUAGUAACGAAAGACAGGAAAAUCAAACUCCUUUUGGUAUCCAAAAUAAUUUUAAAGUACACCAUAGCAGUCUUUCCUUUAGGGCAGCAACAGUUCUUCAGAGGAGAUACAGACCAUCCAUUAUGACACAUGUACCCACUAAAGGACUUACUUAUAUACAACCUUCUUACAAGGGCAUCAAACUACAAAGGAAUUAUCUACGUAUGCAUCAGGCUGCUACCCUAAUUCAGGCCACCUUCCGAAUGUACAAGGCCAGAGUUGCCUAUCAAAAUAUGAGAAAUGGAGCUGUUGUCAUACAGACUUAUUAUAGGUUAUAUUCUGAAACAAAAAUUGAACGAAAUAUAUUUUUAACUACACAAAGAUCUAUUCUGACUAUUCAGGCUGCUUUCAGAGGUAUGAAAGCUCGACAGGAAUAUAAAAACAUGUUAGAGAGAGAGAUGGCGGCAAUUAUUAUACAGUCAGCAUUUCAUCAUUAUAGAACAAAGAUUAAAUUUAAAGGGUCUCGGAGUGCCUCAGCUGUGUUUCAGGACAGACAAACAAAUCCUCAGAGGAGAGCUGAAAGGACAACUGAUGCUUUUCAUAAAAUGAUUGCCAGAAAAUUAGUAAAGCAAGAUGAUGAUAGCCAAAGAAUUCAGGCUUUAUUUUGGAUGGCCAUGUAUCGGGGAGAAUUUGUCCAGCAAAGAAGAUCUGCUGUCAUACUACAGGCUUAUUUGAGGAAGUGGCAAGCCAGAAGGCAGUCUAUAUUGUGUAGAAAAUCAGCAUUGACUUUGCAAAAUCAUUAUAGAACAUAUUUGUUUGUAGAAUACCAAAGGAAAAUUUAUUUACGAACCCAGAACAGCAUUAUAAGAAUUCAAGCUAGUGUGAAAGGAUUUAUUCAAUGGCAAAAGUUUCAGAAAAUUAAGAACAGCACCAUAAAAAUCCAGGCUACAUGGAGAAGAUAUAAAGCCAGACAAUUUUUGUGUAAAAUGAGAGCUGCCCAAAAAAUCCAAGCCUCUUUUAGAUGCUACAAAAUUCGCAAAGACUACCUAGCUAUGAAAAAAGCUGUUUGUAUUAUUCAACAUGUUCUCUAUACUAAAUUACAAAGAACCUGGUUUUUGAACCUGAGAUUUUCAACAAUUAUUCUUCAGAGAAAGUGGAGAGCUACUAUUGCUGCAAAGAAAGCUCGUGAGCACUUCUUACUCAUGAGGGAAGCUACAAUCAAAAUUCAGUCAGUUUACAGAGGACGUUGUGUUAGAAAUCAGAUAGUAAAAAGUCAUAAAGCAGCCUGUUUGAUCCAGGCAAUUUAUCGAGGCUAUAAAAGAAGACAGAAUUUUCUUCAGCUGAAAGCUUCCUCUGUGAUCAUUCAAAGACAUUUUCAAGCUAGGAAGGCUGGAAUAUGUGAAAGGAUAAAAUACUUAAAAAUGAAAAAAGCCAUCAUCAUGUUACAAGCUCUUGUUCGUGGUUGGUUAGUGAGGAAGAAGAAAUGCUUCAAAGCAAGAGUACAACAAAAGAUACCUAUUCAGAAUUGUCACAAUAUCAUAAAAGAACAGCAAGCAGCUCAAGAGUGUCGGAUUCAGAGAAAUAGAGCUGCAACAGUGAUUCAAAGAGCAACACGUAAUUUCCUCUUCCACAAACGAGAAGAAAAACUUAAAAACAGAAUUUCUAAAAUUCAGGCAUUAUGGAGAGGAUAUUCUUGGAGGAAGAAAAAUGACUUUUCAGAAAUUAAAGCCAUCCGACUAAACCUGCAAGAAGUAAAUAGGAAGAGCCGAGAAGAAAAUAAAUUGUAUAAAAGAACAGCACUGGCAAUUCAUUACCUUUUAAAAUACAAACAUCUUUCAUACAUUCUUGAAGCCUUAAAGCAUCUAGAGGUUGCUACCAGGUUGUCUCCUCUUUGUUGUGAAAACAUGGCCCAGAGUGGAGCAAUUGCUAAAAUAUUUGUUUUGAUCCUAAGUUGUAACCGUAGCAUCCCUUGUAUGGAAGUCAUUAAAUAUGCAGUGCAAGUUUUACUUAAUGUUGCUAAGUAUGAAAAAACAGCUCCAGCCGUUUAUGAGGCAGAUAAUUGCAUAGAUACAUUAUUGGAGCUUUUGCAGAUGUAUCGAGAAAAAGCUGGUGACAAAGUUGCAGACAAAGGUGGAAGUAUUUUCACCAAGACCUGUUGUUUGUUGGCUAUUUUGUUGAAGACCUCUAGGCGGGCUUCUGAUAUCCGAAGCAGACCUAAAGUUGUUAAUCGCAUUUGUAGUCUAUAUAAACUUACAGCACGUAAACAUAAAAUGUGUACUGAAAGAAUGAUUACUAAACAAAAGAUGAAUGCCACAAAUGGAAACUUCUUUAUUCCACCAACACCUGUAAGAACAAAAAUAGUUUCAAGACUGAAGCCAGAUUGGGUUUUAAGAAAAGAUAAUAUGCAAGAAAUUGUGAAUCCUCUGCAAGCUAUUCAGAUGGUGAUGGAUACACUUGGUAUUCCUUACUAAUCAAUCUGUUAAAAAAAAGUUUUUCUAAAUGUACAAUAAGAACUGAAAGCUUUUUAGCUUUUUUCUGUAUAUGUCAUUUA